Messenger RNA from Rhizophagus irregularis DAOM 181602=DAOM 197198, 2163 nucleotides. RefSeq lists its product as uncharacterized. NCBI's taxonomy places the organism in Eukaryota, Fungi, Glomeromycota, Glomeromycetes, Glomerales, Glomeraceae. Gene Ontology annotation, cellular component: cytosol. Gene Ontology annotation, biological process: triglyceride catabolic process. Gene Ontology annotation, molecular function: triacylglycerol lipase activity; sterol ester esterase activity. The record is from RefSeq and is a predicted model, not a curated record.
AUGAUUGAUCACCUUUUAGGAAGGCCUUCUCCCUCUUGGAAACGUUUUCAAGUAUUUUUAGUAUCCUUUGUCUGGUUUUUGUACCUACACAAAGCAGAUAGCAGAGGUCCUAAAUUUUGUCGAAAUUUGAAUGAGAAACUCUGUCGGUUUACUCCUUUUCAAUUAAUUGCUGGUACUUUGACAGUCUUAUAUAUGCUAAAGAAUGCUGACCGCAUGAUAGGACUUGGUGCACCUGAACCACUUUCCCGACUUUACAGUCGUAAUUUUUAUCGUGCAACAUGGAUUUUAACCGCACUUGAUGCCGGAUUUUGGACUGCAAUGUCGAUUCGUCCUAAAUUUCUCAGGGAUAUAAUGUCCAUAGUUUUUUCUAUAUACUAUUUGAUUUUUGCUGAUCAGGCAGACGAAAAGGCUCGAAGAAUACGCGCUACAAUAACUGUCGAGUGUCUACGAGUUUCUUGGGAAAAGACACUUAAUCCGAUAUUACGUGCUGCGAUCAAGUUAUUGAGUCCACGUUUGACUAUAUGCCAAAAAAAAAUUCUUAUUCCUCGUCCAAAAAAUAAUCCUCAUGGUUCACAACCAGUUGUAGGUUAUAUUUACUAUGAUGGUACACAAGAGUCAUUCGAAAAUAGUGAUAAACUUAUACUCGAUUUUCCAGGAGGUGGUUUUAUUACGAUGCCCCCUCCUUGCCAUGAGGAUUAUUUAUGUCAUUGGGCAAAAAAGACUCAUGUCCCUAUUUUGAGUAUAGACUAUGCGAAAGCACCAGAGUUUCCAUACCCUUAUGCUUUGGAGGAAUGUUUUGAUGUUUAUCAAAGUAUUAUGGAAAGUAACGGUGAAGCUAUAGGUAUGUCUGGAUGGACAAAUAAAGAUGGCAGCAAAAGGAAACAAAUUAAAAUUGUAAUGGUCGGAGAUUCUGCUGGCGGAAAUAUUGUAACAUCGGUAAUGUUCAAAAUACUUGAAUCUCCAACGCCCCUUCCGCAUCCUAAUGCUUUAAUUCUUAUUUAUCCUUGUUUGAAUUUUGACAUUACAUGUUGGAUGUCACCGUCUCAACUUUCUGUUAUAAGAGCAGAAUCUACUCCUUCCAUUCAUGGAUUAUUAGAAUCUAAAGAUCAUUUACGACAUAAAAGUCCUUUGGCUGUAGUACCAGAUAUUAAAAAAAAGAGAAGAUGGAGUAGAGGUUUUUCUGGAUCGAGAGAAGACGAAAAGACAAUUGAAGAAAGAGUUAAAUAUAUUGAUGGUCGUGAUAUGACUCGACAUCUCAAUGAAAGAAAUUCUCGUCCUAUAAUAGGAACACGAUUGGCAAUGACGAGUCGUAUGAGUUAUUUUAAUGACAGGAUUCUUAAUCCUGACCUGAUGCGGGCAAUGGCCAUUCUUUAUCUUGGUCCUAAUAAUUGUCCUGAUUUCACCUCGGAUUAUUUGCUAUCUCCUAUUGUUGGACCUGAUGAAUUGUUGGCACAAUUUCCAAAAGUUUAUCUUAUGUGUGGAGAAAAAGAUCCUUUGGUAGAUGAUACUGUUGUAUUUGCGGGACGUAUAAGAGAAGCCAAGAUGAGGAAAAAACAGAACAGUGCUAAGUUUGGAGAAAAUUUAAGAAUGAGUAGCGUAGACAAGUCUGAUGAUACUGAUGAUUGGGUAGAAGUAAAAAUCCUUCAAGGCAUUAGUCACGCGUUUUUACAAAUGUUGGCAUUAUUGCCAGAGAGUUCAGGCGCUGUAAGAGUUAUUGCAAGAUGGUUAUCUCAAAGUUUAGAAAAAGCACCAGAUUCGAAAGUUGAAAAUGAAAGGAUUGCACAUGACGAUGAAGAAGGGUUGAUGUUUUCGUCUCGACCUUCUACAAUAAAUGACAUAACCAAAACUCAACGGAAUGGAAGGAGAAAUAUUUCUCCUCUUGAAAUUUCUCAUCAUCCUUCUACAUCACCAAAGUCAAGUAUCCAUGUUUCACAUUCGCUCUCAGAUAUUACUGAAAAUUCACAUAAACUAUCAUCUCCAAUGCACACUUCCACAUCUGAAGUUGUAUUGUCUCCUGUAAACGAACGUGAAUGUGUUUUGUGGGAGCAACAAAAUAUUCUUAAUGAAGAUCAAAUUUUAAAGAGAAGACGAGAUACUUUAAUAUCUCAUCUAAAAGAGGGAACAGCAGUAACUAGUCAAGAAAAUACGGAAACGAAAAAAUAG